Messenger RNA from Ostrea edulis (European flat oyster), 3581 nucleotides. RefSeq lists its product as uncharacterized. NCBI's taxonomy places the organism in Eukaryota, Metazoa, Mollusca, Bivalvia, Ostreida, Ostreidae. Gene Ontology annotation, molecular function: dopamine beta-monooxygenase activity; copper ion binding. The transcript has 21 exons. Gene Ontology annotation, biological process: norepinephrine biosynthetic process; octopamine biosynthetic process; dopamine catabolic process. The record is from RefSeq and is a predicted model, not a curated record. Gene Ontology annotation, cellular component: secretory granule membrane. The coding region runs from base 88 to 3492 and encodes 1134 amino acids.
CGAUUUAACACGGGGUAUUUCUCAAGAACGCGGUAUCUUGAUAUAAAAGUAUCGUGUAAUUCUGUCAUUAACGUUUUAGCAGUGAAAAUGCCUGGGACAUCAGGUAACCUAGCGGUAUGUCUGUUGAUAAUACAAGUUAUAAAGUGCCUGUCUGUACACUACUCUGAGACAAGGUAUCCAACUCCGUCCGAAGCCUUCCCAAAACAUGUCGUACUAGAUUCAGCUGGAAACUAUCAUCUGUUUUGGAAAUUCAAUUCCACUCAUAUUACAUUCGAGGCUCACGUAAAGACCCAUGGGUAUGUGGGUCUUGGACUGUCCCCUAGUGGAAAGAUGUAUCCGGCGGAUGUCGUCAUUGGAUGGGUGAGGCAUGGACAUACCUAUCUGAAGGACAGACACUCAACAGGACAUUUUGAACCACUGGUUGAUGCAUCCCAAGAUUGGACCCUUCUGCAUGGCGAGGAAAAUGAUUUUGGAACCGUCAUCAAAACAAUUCGUAAAUUGGACACCUGUGACAAAGAUGACAUGAAGAUAACCAACGACACCAUUCGGAUAAUAUAUUCAUAUAGUGACCAUGAACCUCAACAGGAGGGAGAUAGGCUAAUUUAUCACGGCCUUCACAAGGGUGCCAAAAGCGUCAUGUUACUUGCAGAAUCCAGACGAUUCGUCAUGCCUACCGAUGCAAUCAGUCGAGAUUUGCUUAAUAACAGGUACCUCGUUCCGGACACUGACACUACCUACAUGUGUAGAGUAUUUGACCUCUCCGACCUGGGAAAGAAACACCACAUGAUAAAGGCUGCGCCAGUAAUACAAAAGGGUCAUGAAGAUUUGGUACAUCACAUUUUGAUCCACAAAUGCUACGGAAUUGACAGAAAAUAUAUUGGAGUUGAUUUCUACUGCUACCAUUUUCACCACCAGCAACUCAAGGCCUGUGCGAAUAUCAUAGUUGCUUGGGCAAUAGGUGGGAAAGAUUUUCACUAUCCUGAAGAGGCAGGUCUACCAAUGGGAGAACCUGGAGAUGGAGCACUCUACAUUAUGGAGACUCAUUAUAACAAUCCGAGACUGAGAAACGGUUUAGUCGAUAACUCUGGUAUUCGACUGACAUUUACUCCCACUCUCAGGAGGUACGAUGCUGGAGUACUAAGUAUGGGGGUGAAGGUCAAUGAUCGACAAAUUGUUCCUCCAUUUGAAAAAGAGUUUGUUUCCAGUGGAUUUUGCACUGCAGAAUGUUUAAAUAAAGGACUUGACUUUUUACCCGGUGGUGUAAACAUUGUUGCUGUGCUACAGCAUGGUCAUUUAUUGGCCAGAAAAAUAAGGACAAGAAUAGUUCGCAAUGGGACAGAACUAGAACCGUUGGCGAUCGACAAUAAUUAUGAUUUUAAUUACCAAGAAUAUCGAAAUAUUCCAAAGACUAAAAAGUUAAUGUGGGGUGAUGCUGUAGCUAUUGACUGUACCUAUGAUUCUUCGCAGAAAUCUACCGUGACAUAUGGAGGAUUAGCCACUACCAAUGAGAUGUGCCUUUCAUUUCUUGUGUACUAUCCUCAAAUGGCCGUAGAAGAUUGUACGAGUAUUCCAUUGUAUGACAAUAUUAAUGUCACAGUUAGACGUGGACAUGAAAUAGCAUCCUUAUUUGACUGGACGUCCCAAACGGAUCGAUCUAGUUUUAACAAGUACCUGUCCUCCUCACGUUAUUUGGCAAGCUGCAAUGGUAGAAAAUUAAAGUCACAGCAUAGCAGUCAAGAAGUCUUGAAGUUGAUUCCAAGUGACCCAUACAUUGAACCAGUAUCUACUUGCCUAACACAUGUUGUCUCUAACACUUCCUCAAAUCCAACUACACCAAAGUCAUGUGGCUCUCCUUUACCAACGGAAAAGUUCGACUUUACGGAAGUAAUUGAUCCCGAUGGGAAAUAUAUACUAUUUUGGAAUGUGAACAAAACACACAUUAUCUUCGAGACUCAUGUGGCAACGAAAGGCUAUAUCGGAUUUGGGUUGUCACCGAACGGAAAAAUGUAUCCUUCUGACGUCAUUGUUGGAUGGGUAAAGGAUGGGAUUCCAUAUUUCAAGGACAGGCAUACAGUUGGUCACUCCCCGCCACUUGUGGACGCUUCUCAAGAUUGGCAUCUUCUUUAUGCAGGCGAGGAUGACUGUCGAACUGUGUUGAAAAUGGUCAGAAAAUUAGACACGUGCGACGAUGAAGACUACAAAAUCACAGAUGACACUGUGAAGAUAAUUUACUCCUAUCAUCCCGAUGACCCGGACGGAGAUGAUGACAUCCCUUAUCACAGGUUCAACCGCGGAGUGAAGAGUCUUCUAUUGCUGUCGAAAUUGUCCCCUCCGGCAUUGGAAAGUGACGCCAAAAACAUCGAUAUUCUGAAUAACAAUUAUCAUGUUCCUGCUGUCGACACAACAUACAGCUGCCGAAUUUUCGACUUUUCCUCUCUUCAGAAAAAACAUCAUCUAAUCAAGUUUGAGGUAUUGGUGCAGAAGGGUCAUGAAGUUCUGGUGCACCACCUGGUGGUAUAUAAAUGUCCUGGCAUUAACAGAAACCUUUUGAAUUCCCCAAAUUACGUUUGCUAUGAAGACCAAGACAAAACCAAACGUCCUUGUGGUCAUAUUGUAGCUAUCUGGGCGGUCGGUGGAGAGGCCUUUUAUUUCCCGGACGAAGCAGGACUUCCGGUGGCUGAACCUGGGGACACAGACCUGUACAUCAUGGAGACACAUUACAACAACCCAGGCCUAAGAAAUGAUUACGUGGAUGAUUCUGGUAUUCGGCUGACGGUAACGCCAACCUUACGAUUGCAUGAUGCUGGGAUACUCUUUGUUGCCGCUAGGGUGGAUCCAAGCCUUGCUGUUCCACCUAACCAAUCAGACUUUGUCACCACUGCCUUCUGUAACGAAUCCAUUUUACACCUGGGUCUACAAGAUUUUACAAAUGGUGUCCAUGUCUUCGGAGUACAGCAACACGCCCAUCUUAUCGCCAAGGCUAUAAGGACUAGAAUUAUUAGCGGAGGAGUGGAGAAGAAACCGUUAGCAGACGACAGACAUUAUGACUUUAACUAUCAGGACUUCCGCCGAGCCAACAGAACACUGAAAGAUGGCGAUAGUAUUAUAGUAGAAUGCACGUAUGACUCCAGAGGAAAAACUAAUGUAACAUAUGGAGGAUUCUCAACAAGAAAUGAAAUGUGUUUUUCGUUCAUAUUUCAUUACCCAAGAUCUAAGCUGAUCGAUUGUCAAAGCAAACCCCUCUAUAACAGAUUCCACGGGAAUAAUGAUGGUCCAAGAGGAAUCAUGGCACCCUUAACCCCAACGUUUAAUGCUUUGGACUGGACGAAUUCCACUGUGUUACAGGACUUCAGGGAUAGCGUAGCAUACGAUUCGUAUAUGGUAGUCUAUGGAACUGACCAGAAUAAGUUCAACUAUAGUAUCUUCGAUCCCCAGUCCAUAUACCCUCAGAUACCGUACACUGAACCCAACAAUAUCAACUGUGGUGUGUAGAAUAUGAACUACGUUUUCUUCACUAUGUAAUAUGAUGCUGAUGGCACAUGCAUCUUUAUUUUCUCAAGCUCAAUAAACAUCUGAUUGUC